AUGAUGAACCAGCGCCACGACGGCGGUAUCGCGACGAGACCCCGCCGCGGCAAGAACGAGCACGCCGCUACCGCGACGAAGAACCAGCACGGCGUUGUCGUGAGGAAACCCCUCCGCGUCGCCAGCGCGACGAAACCCCACCACGCCGUUAUCGCGAUGAUACGCCACCACGGCGACGGCGCUAUGAAUCUCCACCGCGACAACGGUAUCACCAGUCGCCGCCACGGCGUCGCUACGAUGAGUCGCCUCCACGGCGAUCGCGGUAUGAACCCUAUGAAUCCCCGCCACGGUGGCGGCGCUACGAGUCCCCAAGUAGGCGCCGUGAUGAAUCCUCGCCGCGUCGUCGACGUGAUCAAACGCCAACACGCCGUCGACGUCAAGAAUUCCCAAUUCCCACCACGGCGUCACCACCAAGAAUCACCACGGUCCACGAGGACUGAGUAUGUAUCUCCUCCGCCUAAAUCUGGAAUAGAACCCGAGGAUUCCCCACCAAACUCCGUCCUUGCAGGCAUCAACGAGAUGAUGACCGCAGUCAACCUCAACUCCGGCAAACCCUCCGACGUCCCUACGCCCACAGAGACACAAGCGAACCCUUGGGUGGAAUGGGCGAAGACCCUCAACGAUUCGUUCGAUGAUCCGCUCAAUAACUCACUAGAGAACGAAUCCAAUCAUGCCUGCUACGGCCACUCAGUCAAGAAGGGCAGCGAACCUCAGAAAAUUAGGAUGCAUUGUGCACCUGACGACGAAGAAAUCCUUGGCAAGACGAAUCUCGAAGACAGCCGCGGGAAUGAAUACAUCUUGAAUGACUUCGGCAGCUUCCCCGUUGGCGAUGUACCGGAAUGGGCCCUCAAAAAGUGGAACGAAUGGCAUGGUGAUUGGGUGGUCUGUGUCGACUGCAAGCUGUUUGGGCUAAGUUGCAGCCAUUGCUACCCGUGCAAGAAUUGCAAGGAUCAUGGACUGCAAUGCCGGAUCUCCAAGGCCAAGCCAUCCGAAUACUCAACCAGUUCACCCCACUUCGGCAUCAAGGACGAGGAGAUGCAUGCAUACACUGAAAACCUCAUCUUAUCUAUCAAUCCGGGUGUACAUCUCUAUAUCUGGUCCUUCGACACCGAUCCGGCCAGCCUCGGCAAAUGUGGCUGCAACAAAUAUGGCCGUGCAAGGUCAAAGAAUCAACUUCCAGAAGGAAAGGUGGCACUCCCGCAAUGCCCCCAUAACCCACAAGGCUACUCGACUCGAUACCCCUUGUCGACUUCGCUCGUCCAACACUUUCUGAUGAAGCGAAUGACACCAGAAAAACAGCACGACUACACCGGAUGGCUCAUGAUGGCCAACAUAUGCUUCGGCCUUGAAGACAUCGAACCAGUUGAAGAAUAUGGCACGCAUCAACGCCAGGCACUCAUGAACCUGAAGGAUUGGGAGAGGAGAGGGAACCCGGGUGACUCCCAGCCUCAAAUCUCUCUCUACCCCUUGACGGCUGGCAGCUGA
Molecule: messenger RNA, 1485 nt
Organism: Saxophila tyrrhenica
Lineage: Eukaryota; Fungi; Ascomycota; Dothideomycetes; Mycosphaerellales; Extremaceae
Exons: 2
Coding region: 1-1485 (494 amino acids)
Source: RefSeq, a predicted model, not a curated record